UUUGAUGAUGCCCAUUACAAUGCUGGCCAUCAUGUGUGCUGUGCCGUACCUCUUAUCACCGUCCGAACCAGAGAAGUUGAUGGUAGCCAUAACAGUCCUGCUAUCCUUUACUGUCAUCAUGGACUUUAUUUCUGGCAGAAUACCACAGAAUUCAGAGCAUGUUUCCAUUUUAGGUAACGUAAAACUAGUAAGAUUAAUAUGUUAUAUCUAACUAAAGUGUAUUAUAGGAAUCAAGUGUAAAAAAAAACUUACUUCUGUACUUAUGAUCUUUGAACACUCCACAAGCUUUUGGUUUUCAAAUUGUUUUUGUUUAUAUUUAUUUUGUUUCGUUUUUACACUAUACAAAGUGAUAUUUCUUCAUCGCGACAGAUUUUGAUCAUUUGUUGUAGAUAUCCUGUUUAGUCUUGGCAAACCUUUCAGUAAACUUUUAAUGUGUUGAAUAUUGAACAGAACUGUAGUGACGACAUAGACAAUUACCUGUCUAUAUAUUUGUUCCACGAUAUUUUCAGUGAUCUACAUGACCUUACUUUUCAUCCAGUCUUUCCUGAGCGUGGUUUUCAACGCCAUUGUUCUCAUCGUGAACAUCUUGGACGAGCGUCCUCACAGUCCGCGUCACAUCAACAAAGACAUAACAACUUCUGAGGUCGUUCACUUCACAGAGCAGACGACUCCCUCCAAAAAGAGGCUCGUGAACUUCCUGCUUGGACAUGGAGCAUUGUGGAAAAUGUGCUCAAAGUUCACUGCUAAAAUCAAUCCGCCGAGUCAAGACCAAGCAGACAAACCAAAGACAAUGUCAAGAGCUUACAUACUAAA
Lymnaea stagnalis (great pond snail) is the source of this 813-nucleotide messenger RNA. NCBI's taxonomy places the organism in Eukaryota, Metazoa, Mollusca, Gastropoda, Lymnaeidae. The record is from the annotation of a GenBank genome assembly.